This is a messenger RNA of Trichoderma virens Gv29-8, 1836 nucleotides long. RefSeq lists its product as uncharacterized. Gene Ontology annotation, biological process: protein phosphorylation. NCBI's taxonomy places the organism in Eukaryota, Fungi, Ascomycota, Sordariomycetes, Hypocreales, Hypocreaceae. The transcript has 2 exons. Gene Ontology annotation, molecular function: ATP binding; protein kinase activity. The record is from RefSeq and is a predicted model, not a curated record. Bases 1 to 1836 code for a protein of 611 amino acids.
AUGACAGACAUUAUAAACGGUGUAUCUCUCACCCUCCAACUUCUUGAUGGUUGCAUCAGAGUGAGCGUCGUGGAGAUGCCAGAGUCAUGUGCAGAAAGAAGACAAAAUCUAAUUAUCGAAUAUAACUGGCUCCUUGCCUGGGCAAAAGAAGCAGAAUUAAUGGAAGAAAAAUCCCAUGACAGCAUUUCCAGGAGCCUUGGCGCCUCCCAGUUAGAGAUAGCUGCAGUCUUGUCGGCAAUUCGCACAAUUUUGGAGACUAUCACAGAAAUGCAUGGAAAGUAUGAGGAGCUGCGGCCCGUUAUCGGCCAACGGCAGAAAUCCGAACCACCAAUGCCACUGAAAAGCUCUCUCACAGAAGUAUCCACCAUGGUACUUACGUACAAUGAAAAGAAGGAAGCCAGAAAUCCAUUAUUGAGCUCAGUUGGCAAGCUAUUUGCAGGUGUUGGUGCUGUGUUCAAACAUCCAAAGCGAAUCCGUUGGGUCUUAAUAGACCAGGAAGCUUUUGAUGUUGCACUUAAACGCCUACAUGACCUUACGAACCAUUUGCGUGGAUUAACGGGAGAUUCUCGCCUGAGAACGAUUCAAAACACGGUUGAGAUGACGUUUAUGGAACUGGUGCAGUCAAUGGACACGCAGAAGGAACUAUUGGCUCUGGUGCGAGCCGUAGUAGCGCUUCUUGAAGAUCCUGGAAUCAGCCAAGCUCAGGGAGAAAAUAGGUCACGAAAUGAGUUGCAAACACUGCGUGAUUUGGCUAAAUUGAAGGAGUUGAACAUUGCAAGCAAGAUGGGGCAUCAAAUACCAGCUGACCGCAUUCAAUAUACCGUAGACGAAAUAUCUAGUACAAUCACGACUGCAAAAUACCAGGACCAUCCAGAGGAGAAGGGAGAAUCUACAAGCGCCCUGCUCGGCCCAAAUAGUCGAGGCGUCUGGAUUGAAUGGAAACGGUAUGGGAUGGGAGACUUCAAGAACGGCCUUAACCGCCAUGGGGAACAAGCCGAGGCCAUCCGCCGAGAAAUCAUCUCGCGAGCAGCCCAGUUGGCGAAACUUCUCGCAUGCCCUAAAGCUGCAGAUUUUUGUACUCCGACUUGUCUGGGGUACCUGGACGAACCUGAGAAGUGUCGCUUGGGCUGGGUCUUCGCCAUGCCGGCCGGGAGGGCCCAUCCCCCGAGAAGCCUCCGUUCGCUACUCUACGGUAUUGCGUGCCCAUCACUCACAGAGCGAGUCGCACUGGCAUCAAAACUUGCUGCGUGCCUCUUACAUUUGCAUGCAGUUAACUGGCUCCACAAGGCUCUUCGCAGUGACAAUAUCUUGUUUGUUUACGAUGAUGAUGAUGAUGAUGUUCCCCCUCUAUCCGAACCUAUUGUGUCGGGAUUUGAUCUCUCUCGGCCGGACGAAGACUCGGCAAAGACGGUAGAGAGGAUGGAUGCAAAUCCGAAGCGAGAUAUUUACCGUUGGCCGUUGAGCCAGACUUCCUUACCGGAAGAGAAUCGGGCACGCAAGACGUUCGACAUAUAUAGCCUUGGGGUAAUCCUUCUCGAAAUUGCACACUGGAAGCCCAUAGAGACAAUCAUGGGAUUCCCAGAUGUGGACGGCAUCACGACUAGCCAGUCUCUUAAGAUUCGCUCUAGGCUUUUGAACACGGAGCCCCAACUCCUGGACAAACUUUUGGAAAUAAUGGGGAGGAAAUACCAUGACGCCGUCAAGGCUUGCAUUACUGGUCCUGAAGGCUUCGAACUCGCCGAGGGUGAUAAUCAGACUGACCCUGCUGUAGGAAUAACCCUGCAACGGAUGUAUAUGGAACGAGUUGUUCAAAAGCUGAAGAGCCUGGAUGUUUGA